Odobenus rosmarus divergens (Pacific walrus) is the source of this 2781-nucleotide messenger RNA. RefSeq names its product solute carrier family 4, anion exchanger, member 1 (erythrocyte membrane protein band 3, Diego blood group) (gene SLC4A1). The record is from RefSeq and is a predicted model, not a curated record. The transcript has 19 exons. Gene Ontology annotation, biological process: regulation of intracellular pH; transmembrane transport; bicarbonate transport. Gene Ontology annotation, cellular component: plasma membrane; basolateral plasma membrane. NCBI's taxonomy places the organism in Eukaryota, Metazoa, Chordata, Mammalia, Carnivora, Odobenidae. The coding region runs from base 16 to 2781 and encodes 921 amino acids. Gene Ontology annotation, molecular function: solute:inorganic anion antiporter activity; monoatomic anion transmembrane transporter activity; bicarbonate transmembrane transporter activity.
AAUCAGGACAGCACCAUGGAGGGCUGGCAGGAGGAUCAUGAAGAGGGGCUGGAGGACGCUCUGGAACAGGAGGAGUAUGAAGACCCAGAUGUCCCCGUGCUUCAGGUGGAGGAGCCAGUAGCUGAUCACGCUGAGCCAACAGCCACAGACUACGACACCAGCCCAGACCCAGACGCCACAUCACGCGCAGGCACCCACGCGGUGUACGUGGAGCUGCAGGAGUUGGUGAUGGAUGAGAAGAACCAGGAGUUGCGAUGGAUGGAGGCAGCGCACUGGGUGCGGCUGGAGGAGAACCUGAGGGAGGAUGGGGUCUGGAGCCGCCCGCACCUGUCCUACCUCAACUUCUGGAGCCUCCUGGAGCUGCAGAAAGCCUUUGCCAAGGGUACUGUCCUCCUGGAUCUGCCAGAGACCUCCCUGGCGGGGGUGGCCAACCAGCUGCUGGACGGGUUUAUCUACGAGGAGCAGAUCCGGCCUGAGGCCCGAGACCUGCUGCUCCGGGUCCUGCUGCUCCAGCACAGCCAUGCCGGAGACCUGGAGGCCCUGGGGGGUGUGAAGCCCACGGUUCUGACCCGUUCCGGGAACCCCUCACAGCCUCUGCUCCCCCAGCACCCCUCGUUAGAGACGGAGCUCUUCUGUGAACAGGGCACAGAAGGGCAUUCCCCAUCUGGAAUUCUAGAGAAGAUUCCCCCAGAUUCGGAGGCCACCCUGGUGCUCGUGGGCCGAGCAGAGUUCCUGGAGCGCCCGGUGCUGGGCUUCGUGCGGCUGCAGGCGCCCACGGAGCUGGAGGCUGUGGGGCUCCCAGUGCUUGUACGCUUCCUCUUUGUGCUGCUGGGACCCGAGGCCCCCAACAUCAACUACACCCAGCUUGGUCGGGCGGCGGCCACCCUCAUGUCCGAGAGGGUGUUCCGCACAGAUGCCUACCUGGCUCAGAGCAAGGCGGAGCUGGUCCGCAACCUGGAGGGCUUCCUGGACUGCAGCCUGGUGCUGCCUCCCUGUGAAGCCCCCUCCGAGCAGGCCCUGCUCAGUCUGGUGCCCGUGCAGAAGGAGCUGCUGCGGAGACGCUACCUGCUCAGCCCCGCCAAGCCCGAGCCCCACUUCUACAAGGGUCUGGAUUUGUAUGGGGGCCCAGGGGCCCCUGCUGGGCCAGACGACCCUCUGCAGCGGACAGGCCUGCUCUUUGGGGGCCUGGUGCGUGACAUCCGGCGCCGCUACCCCCACUACUUGAGUGACAUCACAGACGCGUUCAGCCCCCAGGUCCUGGCUGCUGUCAUCUUCAUCUACUUUGCUGCCUUGUCACCUGCCAUCACCUUCGGCGGCCUCUUGGGAGAAAAAACCCAGAACCAGAUGGGGGUGUCGGAGCUGCUCAUCUCCACUGCAGUGCAGGGCAUUGUCUUCUCCCUGCUCGGGGCUCAGCCCCUACUUGUGGUUGGCUUCUCAGGACCCCUGCUCGUGUUUGAAGAAGCCUUUUUCUCGUUCUGCGCUAACUACAGCCUGGAGUACAUCGUGGGUCGCGUGUGGAUCGGCUUCUGGCUGGUCCUGUUCGUGGUGCUCAUAGUGGCCUUCGAGGGCAGUUUCCUGGUCCGCUUCAUCUCCCGCUACACCCAAGAGAUCUUCUCCUUCCUGAUCUCCCUCAUCUUCAUCUAUGAGACCUUCGUCAAGCUGAUCAAGAUCUUCCAAGACCAUCCACUUCAGAAGCAUUAUGACCACAAUGUGACAAUGGUGCCCAAACCUCAGGGUCCCCUGCCCAACACAGCCCUCCUCUCCCUUGUGCUCAUGGCUGGCACCUUCUUCUUCGCCAUGAUGCUGCGAAAGUUCAAGAACAGCUCCUACUUCCCUGGCGUGCUGCGACGGGUCAUUGGGGACUUCGGGGUCCCCAUCUCCAUUCUGAUCAUGGUCAUGGUGGAUUUCUUCAUCGAGGACACCUACACCCAGAAACUCAGUGUGCCUAAAGGCCUCUCGGUGUCCAACUCCUCAGCCCGGGGCUGGGUCAUCCACCCACUGGGCUUGAGUUCGCAUUUCCCCAUCUGGAUGAUGUUUGCCUCCGCCCUGCCUGCCAUGCUGGUCUUCAUUCUCAUCUUCCUUGAGUCUCAGAUCACCACGCUGAUUAUCAGCAAACCAGAGCGCAAGAUGGUCAAGGGCUCUGGCUUCCACCUGGACCUGCUGCUGGUCAUAGGCAUGGGCGGUGUGGCUGCCCUCUUUGGGAUGCCCUGGCUCAGUGCCACCACUGUUCGUUCCGUCACCCACGCCAACGCGCUCACUGUCAUGGGCAAGGCCAGCGCCCCAGGGGCUGCAGCCCAGAUUCAGGAGGUCAAGGAGCAGCGGAUCAGUGGGCUCCUGGUCGCUGUGCUUGUGGGCCUGUCCAUCCUCAUGGGGCCCAUCCUGUCCCGCAUCCCCCUGGCUGUGCUGUUUGGCAUCUUCCUCUACAUGGGGGUCACGUCCCUCAGCGGCAUCCAGCUCUUUGACCGCAUCUUGCUUCUGUUCAAGCCGUCCAAGUACCACCCAGAUGUGCCCUAUGUCAAGCGGGUGACCACCUGGCGCAUGCACUUGUUCACGAUCAUCCAGAUCAUCUGCCUGGCAGGGUUGUGGACGGUGAAGACCUUUCCCACCACCUCGCUGACCCUGCCCUUCGUGCUCAUUCUCACGGUGCCUCUGCGCCGCCUUCUGCUGCCGCUCAUCUUCAGGACGCUGGAGCUCCAGUGUCUGGAUGCUGACGAUGCCAAGCCGACCUUCGAUGAAGAGGAAGGUCGGGAUGAAUACAACGAGGUGACCAUGCCCGUGUGA